GUCUGUGCCCAUAGGAGUGAGACAGCAGGAGCCGUGGCAUGCUCAGGAGAGUGGGACCGUCUCUGCGUCACUUCUUGCUGGAGAGGAAGAGCAGCGCUGGAUAUAGCUUGUACUCGAGCGAGGCGAAAAUGUCAAGGCCAGUGCAAGCUCGGAGGCUGGAGGGAACAGAUAAGAAUAUCUGGGUGGAGUUUGUAAAACUGGCUACCACCUACUCCACAGUGAACCUGGGCCAGGGCUUCCCCGACUUCUCCCCACCGGACUUUCUGACGGAGGCGUUCAUGAAAGCCCUCAGCAGGGAGAACCAUAUGCUGCACCAGUACACCCGUGCCUUCGGCCACCCACCUCUGGUGAAGAUCCUAGCCCAGUAUUUUGGGAAGCUGCUUGGACGAGACCUGGAUCCUAUGACCAAUGUGAUGGUGACUGUGGGGGCAUACCAGGCCCUUUUCUGCUGCUUCCAGGCUUUCAUUGACGAAGGCGAUGAGGUGAUAAUCAUUGAGCCCUUCUUCGACUGCUAUGAGCCAAUGGCAAAAAUGGCUGGUGGGAUGCCUGUGUUUGUCCCACUGAGACCGAAAGCUCCGAAAGAUGGAAAAUUGAUGUCUAGUGCAGACUGGCAGCUGGACCCAGGUGAAUUGGCUUCUAAAUUCAGUGAACGGACAAAAGCCAUCGUCCUGAACUCACCCAACAACCCUCUGGGCAAGGUAUUUAGCCGAGGGGAGCUGGAGCUCAUUGCAGAUCUGUGUGUGAAGCAUGAUGUCCUGUGCAUCAGUGAUGAAGUGUACGAGAGGCUGGUGUACGAUGGGAAGGAGCACAUCCGCAUCGCCAGCUUGCAAGGGAUGUGGGACCGCACGGUGACCAUCGGGAGUGCUGGGAAAACCUUCAGUGCCACUGGAUGGAAGGUGGGUUGGACCAUGGGACCCAACCGGCUGCUGCAGCACCUCCGUACCGUGCACCAAAAUUCAGUGUACCACUGCGCCACAAUUGCCCAGGAGGCUGUGGCUCAGGGUUUCCAGAGGGAGCUCGAGCUCUAUGGGAAACCAGAAAGCUACUUCGUCCAAUUGCCCAAGGAGAUGCAGCAGAAGAGAGACUGGCUGGUCCAGAGCCUGGAUGCUGUGGGGAUGAAACCCAUUGUUCCCGAGGGCACCUACUUCUUGGUGGCAGACAUCUCGGAGUUCAAAUCUGACGUCCCUGAUGCCCCCGACUCCGAUGAGCCCUACGACUCCAGAUUUGCAAAGUGGGUGGUCAAGAACAAGGGCCUUGCCACCAUCCCACUCUCCGCUUUCUACUGUGAGGCCCACAAGAACAACUACAACCAUUUCAUCCGGUUCUGCUUCGCAAAGGAGGAAGCCACACUGAAGGCAGCAAACGACAUAUUGCAAAAAUGGAAAUGGGAAAAAACUAGUCCCUGA
Messenger RNA from Pelecanus crispus (Dalmatian pelican), 1406 nucleotides. RefSeq names its product kynurenine aminotransferase 1 (gene KYAT1). Gene Ontology annotation, cellular component: cytoplasm; mitochondrion. Gene Ontology annotation, molecular function: pyridoxal phosphate binding; L-kynurenine:2-oxoglutarate transaminase activity. The record is from RefSeq and is a predicted model, not a curated record. Gene Ontology annotation, biological process: biosynthetic process. NCBI's taxonomy places the organism in Eukaryota, Metazoa, Chordata, Aves, Pelecaniformes, Pelecanidae.